Thunnus maccoyii (southern bluefin tuna) is the source of this 2309-nucleotide messenger RNA. It is a transcript of the gene hsd3b7, whose product is annotated as hydroxy-delta-5-steroid dehydrogenase, 3 beta- and steroid delta-isomerase. The record is from RefSeq and is a predicted model, not a curated record. The coding region runs from base 79 to 1179 and encodes 366 amino acids. The transcript is spliced from 6 exons. NCBI's taxonomy places the organism in Eukaryota, Metazoa, Chordata, Actinopteri, Scombriformes, Scombridae. Gene Ontology annotation, molecular function: 3-beta-hydroxy-Delta5-steroid dehydrogenase (NAD+) activity. Gene Ontology annotation, biological process: steroid biosynthetic process.
GCUCCGUCAGUGUUGCUGUUCUCCGUUGUUCAGUCAUCGUCGUUUCUGCGCCUGCGCAAAAACUUCUGCAUUCGCAGUAUGUCUGAAGAUCGGCGGGGUCUCGUCUACCUGAUCACGGGGGGCUGCGGCUUCCUCGGCAAGCACCUGCUUCGGGUUUUACUGGAGAAUGAGGACAACCUGACGGAAAUCCGACUGUUUGACAAACACAUAGACUCACGUUUGAGCGGACACGGCACAGAGUUGAAAAAGGUGGUGGUCAUCCAGGGAGACAUCACAGACUACAGCAGCGUGUCGGAGGCCUGUAGCGGGGCAGAUGUCGUCAUCCAUACAGCCAGCUUGGUGGACGUUUGGCACAAAGUGCCGGAGGCCCUCAUCUACUCUGUCAACGUCACAGGAACAGAGAAUGUGAUCAACGCCUGUGUGGAGAACAGCAUCCAGCAUCUGAUCUACACCAGCAGUAUGGAAGUGAUCGGACCCAACAUCAAGGGAGACCAUUUUAUCAGGGGUAACGAAGAUACACCUUACAACGUGUGCCACGCCAUGGCUUAUCCCAAGAGCAAGGCGAAGGCAGAGAAAAUUGUGCUGGAAGCUAAUGGAACCAAGGUGAAGGAUGGAAAGCGUCUGUACACGUGCUCUCUAAGGCCGACGGGGAUCUACGGCGAGGGGCACGAGCUCAUUAGGGAUUUCUACAAGAACGGUGCAGAAAGGAGAGGCUUGAUUAUCGGGGGCGUCCCGGACAGCACUGAACAUGGACGAGUCUAUGCUGGCAACGUGGCAUGGAUGCACGUACUUGCAGCCCGUGCCCUGAGGGAACGCCCGCAAACAGUCGGAGGCGAGGCUUUCUUCUGCUACGAUGAUUCACCCUACAAGAGUUACGAGGAUUUCAACAUGCUGUUCCUCUCCACUUUUAACUUCAGAAGGGUGCGCAUGCCCUUCACGGUGCUCUGGUUCCUCGCCAUGGUUAACGACAUACUCCGUUGGAUACUAAGCCCCAUUUACAACUACACGCCUUUGCUGAACAGUUACACCUUGGCCGUGGCCAGCACUUCGUUCACGGUGCGCACGGAGAAAGCCCUGCGCCACUUCCAGUACCGUCCCCUGUACGACUGGGACCAGUGCCGAGAGCGCACGCAGAAAUGGGUCGACACGUUUCCUCUGGAGAACUCCAAAGACUCCUAAAGUGAACUCAAGUGCUGCAACGCGCAUCAGAAGCUGCUAUCGUAUGUAGUCACGCAGGAACCCCGAGUAUAGACGUGUAAACGGAGCAACCUGCUGUUAGGUGACAAACAUUUAAUUCCAACUGUAAUUCAGUGAGCUUCAUGGAAAUAUAAGAACAGCAUAUACGUACAUACAGAAUGAUAUAAACUGUUGCUAAUAAACAUUUAAUCAUUCAAUCACAGGUUGAAAAAUUGACCUGUGUGCUGAAGUGCUUUUAUAAUAUUCCAAGUGAUAUUUUAGCGUUGCAGCAGUCAUUUCUGCCUGCAAACUAUCAAAAAGGGUAUCUCGUACCACUAACUGAAAAAUUCUCAUGAAACAAACAAAAAAAUGCAAUAUUUAUCACUGAAAUGUAGCUGUGUUUUAAUUCUACUACUUAGUUUUUUUUGUAGUAUUUAGGAUACAUUUUAAAUUCAACAACAAAAUUAUAUUUUUAUGAACUUUUCAGAGCACAAAUUCCAAAGACAAGUUCAAGUUCCUAAGACAAGAUGAUUUGUAAGAUGGUUUGUAAAAAAAAGAAAAAGUGAAAGGAUGUAAAAACAGCCGAGUAGCGAGAAUAUCAAAGAUGGAAAUGUAGUUUUGAAAAGAUGCUUUUUUUUUUCCAAGUGGAUUUAAAGAAGACUUUUUAAAAAUAUGACACUGAUUUUCUCCGUUGAGGUGCUAAUCACAGAGAGAGAUUCGUGCAAAUCCGUUACUACUGCAUUUGUUAUAUUGUGUUUAUAGCUGAAGUGUAAACACAAUUAAAUUAUUUGUUAAGCUGAUAUUAACAGCUUUGUUAAAUAAUUUACGAUUAAUAAUUGGAUUCCACUGGAUUCAGUAGUAGUAGUAGUUUUUUUUUUGUUUUUUUGUUUACCACCAUUGAUUGUAUUGGAUUGUAGCUUUUUGUUUAGACUAUGCCUUUAGCAUUUAGAUGUGAACUAUUUCUACACCAGAGAUUGUGUAACAUCAGCAUUUGCACCUUUUUAUGUACUAAGACAAGUGUAAACACAAUUUACAAGCAUUAACUACAUGUAUAUGGACUUUAGACUUGUAUUAUUAAUAUCAUAUUUUGUGUCUCCUAAUUUAAAUGAUGUUUUUAUAAUGAGUGUUAAGAU